CGUCGGUGGACACGACUGGCGAAUCGAAUUCCAUCCAAAGGCCUCGGAUCCGAGCCUUUACGGCAGCAAUGACUGGAUCAUGUUCCGUGUUCGGCUGAUCAGCAAAGGAUCGGGCGGGGUGGCGGCGUCGUUCUGCUGCCGCCUCGUGGAUCCGAGCCCACCGAGAGAUUCUCCGGAGGAAAACAUCAGGUCAUCCAUGUUCUACGAAAACAGAUCCCUGGAUGUCCUUCUCAUCAGAUGGAGUGACCUGGCGAGCCCACGAUGUCGAAAGCUGAAAGACGACUGCAUAUUUGUGCAGUGUGCACUCACCGUCCUCGAAGCUAAGGAUGCGGCGGCGGCGUCCGACGCCGUGGCCAGUGUUCCAUCCUCCGACCUGCACCAGCAACUUGGAGAGCUGUUGCGGAGCCAGAAGGGGGCGGACGUCACGUUCAUCAUCGCUGGUGAGUCCGUCGCCGCACACAGGUCCGUGCUCGCGGCGAGGUCGCCGGUUUUCAUGGCCCAGCUCUUCGGGGACAUGAAGGAGAAGGCGUCGACGUGCGUCGAGAUCAAUGACAUGGAGGUGGAGGUGUUCAGGACCUUGCUGUAUUUCGUCUACACCGACACGGUGCCCGAGCUGGACCAGAAGGGGGAGCAGGCAACACUGAUGGCACAGCAUCUUCUUGAAGCCGCAGAUCGGUAUGGACUGGAGAGGCUCAAGAGGAUCUGUGUGGAGAAGGUGUGCACGGGCAUCAGCGUGGGUACGGUUGCAACCACGUUGGCUUUGGCGGAGCAGCACGGAUGCUCGGAGCUCAAAUCUAGGUGCAUGAAGUUCAUCGUGGCUACCCCUGAGAAUCUCCACGCUGUCGCUGCAACUGGAGGGUACAAGCAUCUCGAGGCAAGCUGCCCCUCGGUUUUGACUGAACUUCUGAAGCUCAUGGCCAAGGGGAACAAGUAGUUGGGCGUUCUGCUGUUGGGGGAGGAAAGAAGGCCUUUUGUUUUGUUUUGUUUUUCCCGUUUGUGCUUGAAGAUUAAUAGAAAUGGUCGCUUGAAACUUCCUAGUUCCUACCGACCGCACCGAUAUACGAAGAUGUCAUGUAUGGCCGUAUGGGGGGCUAAUGACGA
Molecule: messenger RNA, 1101 nt
Organism: Setaria italica (foxtail millet)
Lineage: Eukaryota; Viridiplantae; Streptophyta; Magnoliopsida; Poales; Poaceae
Product: BTB/POZ and MATH domain-containing protein 2
Exons: 1
Coding region: 80-934 (284 amino acids)
Biological process (GO): protein ubiquitination
Molecular function (GO): protein binding
Source: RefSeq, a predicted model, not a curated record